Desarmillaria tabescens is the source of this 2490-nucleotide messenger RNA. RefSeq lists its product as uncharacterized. Gene Ontology annotation, biological process: eisosome assembly; endocytosis. The coding region runs from base 1 to 2490 and encodes 829 amino acids. Gene Ontology annotation, cellular component: eisosome filament; plasma membrane. Lineage: Eukaryota; Fungi; Basidiomycota; Agaricomycetes; Agaricales; Physalacriaceae. Gene Ontology annotation, molecular function: lipid binding. The transcript has 4 exons. The record is from RefSeq and is a predicted model, not a curated record.
AUGUUCAAAACUGCAGCAACGAAACUUGCGCACAAUUCGACUUUACCAUCCUUAGCUGGUCACAGCGAUAUACGUCCUCUUCAGGACCUUAUCACAGCGGAGAAAGCUGUGUUGAUAUCGCUCCAGAAACUCAGCGUGGACUUGACGAAGGCUGCGGAAGCAUUGCGAACGUGGGGCGCCGGAGAGGGAGAAGAUCUUGGAGAUGCACUGGGCGCAUCAACUUCAAUUAUAGCCCACUUCACCCAUGCUUUAACGUCGUAUGCUACACACGAGCAUGCCAUUCGGGACCAUAUGAAGUCUAUACGAGCACGAGAAGAAGCCCUUGACGAUCUAAAGCGAAAGAGAAAGGUCAUUGUCGGAAAGGCCGAGACUGCGGAGCGGAAGCUUAGCAAGAUGAGUCCCGAACACAAGAACCUCGCGAUGCAGACGGACACCCUCAACCAGCUCCGAGAUCAGAUUCGGUCCUUGGACUCUGAUAUCAUGACGGGGGAAGCAUCGCUGGGAGACUUCAAGCGGUCUACGACACGGUCAAUGAUGGGAUUGAAAUUUGGAGGUUUGCUCGAGUUGAGCGAAAAGGGAGUGAUUGUAGGAGACUACGGAAAACUGGUUGUCUCGGAGAUUCCAGAGGAUGUGACCCAACCUGGAAUGCCUAGAUUGAUGUACACUGGCCACCCCAAGGUGGAGAUGCUCGUAUCAGAAACGUACAAGGCCGUUAAUCAGGUUGGCUUCUCUACGGUCGCGUCGGACCUCCGAGAGCAGCAGCGACCUCCUAUACCUUCCCUUCCCAGCUCACCGGCCCGACCAGCUAGAAUGGACGAAGCACCAUCGAGCUCUACCUUUUUAUUUGCACCACAGGGUAUGAACGGAGGUCAUUUCCUCGAUGCGUCAGACGCGCCAAGCCCAUCCAACAGUCCUUCAACGUCUGUGCUUCGGAAGGACUCGCUUGGAGACAAUUUUGGUCCCCGGAAGAAAGAAACGGAAGCAUAUGGGUAUUCUGGUUCGGCCCCACCCAGUUCUUUCCCUGUUAAGACACCCUUUAGCAUUGAAACUCCUUUGCUCAAGAGUCACGAACCCGAACUAUCCUUCUCAUCGUCUAUUGCUGAAGCAUUGAAAUCCCCGGGUUUUGGGAACCCCAUCGAUGAGCCGGCGCCAUCCUACGAAGUCUCUCACUCACAUUUGUAUGCUCCGCCCCCUGGUCCACCUCUUGGUGCGGCGGUGCUCGGUUCUGAGCCAGGUUCGCGCCGGGUAUCAACAGCCUUAUCCGAUGAUGCUGAGCUUGCUUAUGUAGCGGGUGAAGAGGACACUACGCAUGAGCACGGAGAUGAUAGGCAUGUUCGAUUUGGGCGCGUCGGCGAUGUCGACGAGGAGAAGGCGAGACCUCAAGUCCAGGUGGAACCAGAGCCUAAGAAGGACUCUCCUAUAGGUCGUUCUCCUCGUCGGAUUCCUGUGCCUCCAGUGUCCACAGAAGAUGAAGAACGAGAACUGAAUGCAGCCGCUGCCAGGGAAGUCAGCAGAGAACUGGAUGCACUCACAUUUAAUCCGCCUCUACCACCGCCUUCUCCACGAAAAGACUCUGAAGAAUCUCCGGAGCGUGGUCGUCCCCUAAUCCCUGCUCCUUCUUCGCUUGGUUAUGGACCACCUCCAAAUCGCGAGCCGUCUCCUCUUGCUCCUCCUUCCGCUCCGUUUGCCACUCGUUCGAUCUCCAAUAUUGAGACUACCGUGCCUACUCCAGCGCAGUCGUAUGCACAAGCGCAUCGCUCAUCAAGUUCAUUUGGAUCGCGCAACGAAGGCGCGAGCAGCCCAUUAGUCGAAAGCCGUCCUUUACCGCCCACCAUCCAUCUUCAAGGCGGUCGAUCUUCUCCUGGUCCCUCUCUCAACUCUCCCUACCGCACCAAUGCCCCCGAGUUCCCUACUCCCCGGCCAGCCUUUGCAGGGCGUGUUAGAUCAUCUUCGUCCAGUUCCUCAUCUGCACAGCUCCCAUCUGGUGCGCGGACCAUAUCUGCCGCUGCGUUCCGGCGACCACCACCUAGGGUGACGAGCAAUGGAGGCUCAGUCGAUAUCAGCAGUAGCCCAACUGCAAGCUUAGGCUUAGGAGCGUCGCCUCCUCUACCUCCCGUUCCUGUCCCUGGACCUGCAGAUACGAGUCCGUUGUCGUUCAGCAAGAAACGGUCGGCUGUUGGGGGUUCACCUUUGCCAUCCAACAGAGGUAGCGGGCCAGUUCUUCCUCCAGCUCAGGAUGGCAGGAGAAACAGUUUUGUGGAGAGGGAACGGUCUGAUUCGCCAGUAUCAGAAGAAUAUGAUUACCUCGAUGCAUAUGUGGACGAACAUGAGACGAAUAGGAAGUCGCUACCUCCCGCAGACGGAAGCCCGAUGCAGCAAGACUUUGGGUCUUUAGGGAACGUCAAGGUUAUGAAUGACGACGGGUCGCCAAGCAAGGGAGGGUAUGGAGAAGGCAAGUUCGCCACGGAUCUGGAGGGGGGAUUGCGGUGA